CAGGAAACGGACCUAGGAAGAAGUGUUUGGACACACUACGAGACUUGCACGGACAUCACUACUAGCAACUAGGAGAUACGACAUUAUGACAUGUUGUGUGCAUCAAGUGGACACGACUUGUUGAAGGAAUACAACAAACACGACCUCCUUAACGACUACACCAAGCAGUGGAAAUCUGACCAGCAUUGGAAGAGUAGCUCAGACACGGGUUCCGGUGCGCCUGACCGGGACACAAGGUGGAAAACUGACGGAGCUUCAACCAGGCACAUUGACACCUCCUCCUGGGUCAGUGACAUCCGCGGUACCGAGCAGGAAAAACUGGUCGAGCAAGCACUAAACCUCGACCUCAACAACUUGUCAGAAAAGCAGCUCGUCGACAUCUUUUCUGCCGUUACAGACGAACCAGAAUGCAAAGCUCAGAAGUACAUCUAUGAUUCGAACAACAACCUGAUUUUGGCUUUCCAGACUUACUUCGACAAUCACAGUAAGCGCGGAACAGACCCACCCUCCUCCUCCACCCUGCCCCACACACCCUCCCGCUCAGACCACUUCCCUCCCGGCCGAUAUCCCAGCAAAGAGUGCAGCGGGUUCACUCCCGAGUGUACCAACUACACGGAUACCGAGUGUAGUGGUAGCAGUUACUCUACGCCAGUUAAACGUGCUAAUAGACCUCAGAGAGACUCCUUCAGUAAAGAUUGUGAUCACAGAUGUUGUAUGGUACAUGCUGACGCUUGUUGUUUCUGUAGCGACUCCCGACCAGAAAUAGAACUGUACGAUAUCUUCAUAAAAGACGAGGGCUACUGUAUUACCCCUUACAGAUGGUUAUUUUACUGCCCUGUUUGCAAACGGAGAACACAAGCGGACAGUCCUCCCCAACGCUCCUCAGGUUCAUACGCUCCUCUGUACAGACCCAAAGCAAGACAGAGAACCUGCUCAAAGCACAGGAUCUGUCCCGCCUCGUGCAACAAAGCUAAAGAUACCUGCGUCAUCUGUUAGCCAGAUGACGAACACAGCGAACACUCAUUAAUUUAUUCAUUUUUAUGUUCAAUGUUAUAUUCGUGUUUAAUCCAUAAUAUUAUAAUCAAGUCUAAUUGAGAUUAUGAGCGUGUUAACGGGGAAACAAAUUAACGGUAAUAAUUGGACUCGCGUACUCGCGUACUUAGGAGGGGCCAGUGUUUAUAUGUUUGUGGUAAAUUUAGCGUCCGGAGCAUGGUCUUCAUGUGGUAUCUGGAUAACUGAUAUAUUUUAAGGUCUAGCAAUGUUUGUAGAACAGUUAACAUAUGGACGCCAUGCCUCACCGCUCAAUUUUCCAUUUUUUUCGUUAAUUGUUUAUUAAAUUUUGUUGAUUAUAUACUAUGCCGGGUACAAUCUUAGUCUCGGGAACAAAAUCACUGUUUGUCUGCUGUCUACGCUAACUAAAAACAGAUCAGUCUGCGACCGCUGUAAUAGUGGCCGUAGUGCCCGCUGCUUGGGGAUUUUGUGAAUUAUUUUGCGUAAGAUCAAAAAGUUAGGAUAUAUAAUGUAGCUCGAUUGUUUUAGUGAUAGGUUUUAUUGAGACGACUUUUGUUCUAAAAAGACGUUCGGAUGAUUGAUUUUUAAAAUGUAGAGCGAUGAAGAGAUGAGAAUGAAAUUGUUUUGUUUCCUCUUCUGUUGAUGUGAUGGUGGAUUUGAGUCACGCUGAAAACUUCGUUUCAAAAUCUUCAAUUGUUUUAUACCGCCUGAGGGUCUGUUACACAAAAAUUUCUAGAGCUGGUCUGUUUUUGUGACGACUUGUCCAAAAUCCAGUUUAUUAACUGAUUUUAUGUAAAUGAUAAAUUUUAUUGAUAUAACCACAUUCCACAACGCACUUGGUUUUUGAAUUUUCUAUGUGGACUCCCUGGCGGUAUAAUUAUAAAGUAUCGUUAAGUAUUUAUUUCGAUGGCCAUUUUCUAUUCUAAGCACUCGAAGAUAAUUUGAUUUACUAACAAAUAAUCUCUCGUCAAUUUAACAAACAGAAUUUUUAAACACCAGUUUUAAGAGUAAAACGGUGGGUUUUAAGAUUGUUAGUAAAUCAUUUUCGGUGCACUUGCUCUCAACAAAGUCUAAACACAAAUUUUCUACAUUUUCAUUUACACAGAAUAUAUCAUUGUUUUCUUUUGUGUCCGACUAUUUUAUAUUUAAACAAUUGAGAAAUUAUAAUCAUAAACCUAAUUGAA
Messenger RNA from Bolinopsis microptera, 2195 nucleotides. RefSeq lists its product as uncharacterized. Bases 91 to 996 code for a protein of 301 amino acids. NCBI's taxonomy places the organism in Eukaryota, Metazoa, Ctenophora, Tentaculata, Lobata, Bolinopsidae. The record is from RefSeq and is a predicted model, not a curated record. The transcript has 8 exons.